AUGGGUUUAGGGCCAAACUUUAUAUUUCAACAAGAUAACGGUCCUAAACAUCGGUCACCUGUUGUAACAAAAUAUCCUGUAGAACAUUUAUGGACUAUACUCGAUCGACGUAUUCGACAACUUAUAUCACCACCAAAAAAUGAACACGAAUUAAAAGAACUUUUGAUUGAAGAGUGGAAUCAGAUUGGCAGCGAUAUAACUGAAAAAUUAAUUGAUUCCGUUGAAAAUCGUUUACAAGAAUGUCUAAAUCAAGGAGGAUUUUCAACUCGAUAUUAA
Messenger RNA from Rotaria sordida, 276 nucleotides. The record is from the annotation of a GenBank genome assembly. NCBI's taxonomy places the organism in Eukaryota, Metazoa, Rotifera, Eurotatoria, Philodinida, Philodinidae.